Daktulosphaira vitifoliae (grape phylloxera) is the source of this 2068-nucleotide messenger RNA. RefSeq names its product DET1 homolog (gene abo). The coding region runs from base 266 to 1912 and encodes 548 amino acids. NCBI's taxonomy places the organism in Eukaryota, Metazoa, Arthropoda, Insecta, Hemiptera, Phylloxeridae. The record is from RefSeq and is a predicted model, not a curated record. Gene Ontology annotation, biological process: positive regulation of proteasomal ubiquitin-dependent protein catabolic process; protein ubiquitination. Gene Ontology annotation, cellular component: nucleus; cullin-RING ubiquitin ligase complex. The transcript is spliced from 6 exons. Gene Ontology annotation, molecular function: ubiquitin protein ligase binding; ubiquitin-like ligase-substrate adaptor activity.
GAAAUAACUAUGAAAAUUUUAUGAAUAAUAUAAUAGUAUUAUUUAACUUUUAUUUAUGUUAUUGACAAGUUUUAUGUAUGAACUAAUAAUUGAUUUGAUGAAAAUGUUAUCAUUAGUUAAAACAUCGAUUGAAUUUUACAUAAUGAGAAUUACAGCUAAAAUUUAUUUUAAUUUAUUAAGUAAAAUUUAAUUAUAAUUAAAAAUUUUCAAAUAUAAAAAUACUCAAAAAUAUGGAAUUUCAUAUUAAGCUGUAUUACAGUCUAUAAUGUAUAAGGAAUAUGGUUCUAUUAAACGUCAAAGAUUACCUCACAGUAAUAUUAUACGUUCAUUGAUUAAUCGGGAAACAAAUGGUAUGAAAUCACGAAUCAGGUUUAAAAAAUCCUUUUACCAAACUGUGUUUCCAAAUUGUACAGUUAUAAAUGUAGAAAAACCACCAUGCUAUUUACGAAAAUUUACUCCUGACGGUCGACAUUUCAUAGCUUUUUCACAUGAUCAACUUUCUAUUGAAGUCUAUGAAUAUAAGGGAUGUUCUGAAGCUGUUACUCUAUUGAAAAACUAUAAAGGCAAUUGUAUUGGUCAGAAUAAAGAAGGUGAAGCAGUUAGAAUGAAAAUUUUUGAUCGACUAUUUAAAUUAAAACACAGGAUAAGAGUUUCCCCAGGUGGAGAACAGCUAAAUAGGGAAUGUAGUUUAUUUACGGAUGAUGGAUCUUAUGUGUUAGUUGGAUCUGCUGCUAUUAUUCCUGAUGAUAUUCGCCCCCAAUUUUAUGAAAUUUAUACUAAUAAUGAAGCAGUGAGUCCUAAUCCUCUUUUCCCAUUAGAAGAUUAUACAUUACACCUAGUUGAUAUUGGAUUAGGGCGAUUGUGUGAUUCAAUACACUUUAAAGCUGAUAAAAUAUUUCUAUCACAUAAUCAAGGUAUUUAUCUAUAUAAAGAUACAUUAGCUGUACUUUCAGUUCAACAUCAAACUAUCAAUAUGUAUAAAAUAAUUGAUAUGCAAUUUUAUUUGUUGAGAAGUAUUGGACGAUUUUGUUAUGAAGAUGAUCAUUUACUUGUAACAUCUGUUUAUACAAUUAUGAAUAGAGCUUUGUAUAGGCCUUUUAAAGAAAAUUGCAUUAAUGGACUUAAACAUAAAUUGAUGAUAUUUUUAUUUAAAAAAGCUCAAAAUGAUUCAACAAGGACUAAAUCACAGUAUCCUUUGAGAAAAUUUUACCAGUAUUUUAAUCAGUUUUUAUCUUUACGGAUGUGGAAAAUACAAUUGUUAAAUGAAAACCAUAUUCUAAUUCGAUAUGCUUCAGAAGAAGUAGCUACAAUAAAAAUUCAAGAACCAAAUACUCAAGCAUCAUUUUUUAUGAUUUAUAAUGUUGUUUCAACUAAGGUAAUCAAUGUUUUUGAAAAUACGUCUGAUGAAUUGCUUAAAAUAUAUGAGAAUUAUUGUGAUUAUUUCCGUAAUUCAAAAGUUAAUUCAGAAGGGUUUAUACCUUGUUCGCCAUCUAAUAACAUUUAUUCAUGGGAAUCUCAUCAAAAAUUUAAAAGUACAAUAAUUAAUGCUAAAUUUGGAGGAACAACAGAAGCUAAUAAACGAAUAUUAGGUCAAUUACCUAUUGGUGCACAAUCUUUUACUAGUUCACCUUAUUUGGAUUCAUCACUUUUCAGUUAUGAUGAAAAGUGGGUGUCACCAAUGGAGAGACCUAAGGUUGUUGGUGAAUAUCCUAUAAGAUUCUACUCAAGAGAAUCAGGUCUAUUAAACUUUUGCUUAUUUACUAGUGAAGCAAAAGGUCCAACAAUCAUUGAUAGAAGACGUUUAGUAGCUUUUACAUUUCAUCCAACAGAUCCUUUUGCUAUAAGUGUACAAAGAGAUAACUAUGACUAUGUUGUUAAUUUUCACAUUCAUAAAGUUUUCAUACCCGAAUGAAAAAUUACUAUUGUUCUAAAUAUUAAAAUCUUACAAAACGAAUAGGGUAAUUAAAUUGAUCUCAUUAAAUAAUUGUUUAUAUUUUUAGUUACAAUUAAAAACUAGUACUUUUCUAUUACAAUUAUAAAUAAAAUUGAUAUAUUUUUUUAAUUAUGU